This is a messenger RNA of Emys orbicularis (European pond turtle), 1156 nucleotides long. RefSeq names its product chromosome 10 C15orf48 homolog (gene COXFA4L3). Lineage: Eukaryota; Metazoa; Chordata; Testudines; Emydidae. The transcript has 4 exons. Bases 31 to 294 code for a protein of 87 amino acids. The record is from RefSeq and is a predicted model, not a curated record.
ACCCUUCGUUUCAGGUCUACAGUUGCCGCUAUGGCCAACUUGGGCUUUUUCCAACUGCUAAGGAAAAACAAAGAACUCAUUCCUUUGAUUGGUUUUGUGGGCGUGGCAGCAGGUGGGGCUCUAACUGCUUCUCUGUAUUCCCUAUGCACCAAAAGUGAUGUGAUUGUUAACAAGUCUGGCAAUCCAGAACCUUGGGAAAAUGUGAAUCCUAACCAGGCUCAAAAGCUUAUAUCAAUCAACCAGGAGUGGAAAUCCAUAGAGGAGCUGGAGAAGGUCAAAAAGAUGAUGAAGUGACAAGUUGCCAUUGCCUCAAAAAUGUACUCUAUGAAUCUAGUGGAAUCAUUUCUGCACAAACUCGACUACUGAAAUCAGUGUGCGGAAAUGCUUCUGCUACGUUUUUAGGGUCUCCCUACAUUUUUGGACUCUGGAUGAGGAAUUUCAUUUUGUCUUAGUGGUUACUUAGAAAAUCCACACAGUCCAAAAAUAAACAUCUCUUUCAGGUACUCAUUGUUUCAACAGUCAUGUUUAACUUGAUGUACAAUGUUCAAUAUGCAGAGUAUUAACGGGGUGGAAAAUCCUUCAUUCAUAUAUGAGCUUUUUAGAAUGCUGAAUUAUUUUUCUUAAAAUAUAUAUAAUUUUGUAAAUUUUCUAAUAAAAUGGGCACUUAUGUUUAAAUGUUUAGAUUUAUUCAAAAUUCCCUGUGGCUUCAAAAAGAUCAGGAGCAAGACCAUAAUGAGUGUGAAAGUGUCAAUAUUCUUUUAAAAGAUCCUCUCCAAAAUAAGAACUCUGGUCUGUUGCUUCUUAGUUCUUUAUACCAUAUUUCAGUGAUGUGUGCUAAUUUUACCGAGAUGCUAUUUGUACAUGGUAGCAUAAGUGGUCAUAGUAGAAAAUUUGGCUUCCAGUUCAGAUUUGGUGAGUCCCAAUCCUACAAAGACUUACACAUGUUCUUAACUUUGCACUGUGUCAGUUGUACCAUUGACUUCAGAGGGACUACUCAGUGCAUAAAUUUAAGCAAAUGUGUAAGUCUUUGCAGGACCAGGUCCUAAGACAAAUUAUCAGCACUUCAGUAUGAGUGAAACAAGAGCAAAUCUUUUGUAUUUGUAAGUUCCUGCUGUUUAUUCCUGUGAAAAUUUUAUUAAAGUAAAAUGAAGAUUAA